Molecule: messenger RNA, 5122 nt
Organism: Stegostoma tigrinum
Lineage: Eukaryota; Metazoa; Chordata; Chondrichthyes; Orectolobiformes; Stegostomatidae
Product: histone H1-like
Exons: 3
Coding region: 1-717 (238 amino acids)
Biological process (GO): nucleosome assembly
Cellular component (GO): nucleosome
Molecular function (GO): structural constituent of chromatin; DNA binding
Source: RefSeq, a predicted model, not a curated record
AUGAGCGACAGUGCAGCCGCCGAAACGGCUCCUCCAGCCUCCGCCAGCACCAAACCCAAGGCUCCCAAGAAGAAGAAGGCGGCGGCCCCCAGGAAAAAGCCAGCCGGUCCCGGGUUGGGCGAGCGGAUUGUGAAGAUUGUCGGGGAGAACAGCGAUCGGAAGGGGACGUCUCUGGCCGCUAUAAAGAAGGCGCUGCAGAGAAGCGGGAUCAAUGUGGAGAAGCAGAAUGCACAGAUCAGGAUGGCUACCAAGAGGUGCCUGGCGAAAGGCUCCCUGGUUCUGGUGAAGGGCCAGGGCGUCUCCGGCUCCUUCAAACUCGCAAAGAAUCAGGUCAAGGCAAAAGUGGGAAAGAAGGCGAGACCCGCAGCAGCCGCCAAGAAAGCAGCCGUGAAGAAAACAACGGCCAAGAAGGUAGCAGCGAAGAAAUCCCCAGCCAAGAAAGCAACAGGAAAGAAAGCGGCCGCCAAGAAGGCAGCAACGCCAAAGAAAGCGGCGAAGAAAGCAGCGCCUCAGAAAAAGACUCCCGUGAAGAAGGUGAAAAAGACCAAGAGCCCCAAGGCCUCAAAACCGGCUCCGAAAUCGGCAAAAUACUUGAAACCAGUUGAUGCAAUAUUUCCUUGGUACAAAGCCGAGUGUGUGCAGUUGCUUCCAACUAACAGCAGGCACGUUCCUGUGAUCAGAAUGGAGAAUAUCUUUCCCAUAGUCAGAGCGGAUUGAAUCAGACUUACAUUGAGCUCAAUUUCCGGAGACUUGACCAAGGAAACAACCACCCAAUCCCAACUGAGAAAAGGAUUGAAACACUGAAAAACUGCAGCUCCAUGAGUUUGCUCAAUAUUUCUUCCAUGGAGGGAGUGUGAAUACCUUUUCCACAGGAGGAGAGAGACGGAGAGAUAUUUGAGAUUGAGAAACAGCAGUAGUGAUGGGUUCUGUCAUUAGGGAAAAUGAUUAACACUGAAGCAGCAUUGCAGGGGAGAAAGGAAUCGGAUGAUCUGGUUGUUCCAUGUGGGAUCUUGCUCUGUGUCAUUUGCUACCGUGCCAUCUUAGUAAGCAGUGAGUCUUCUAAUCAGAGAACUCAUUUGUUUUGUAAAUUUUUCAAAAGGAUCUGGUCUGAAAACCCAACUUCCCGCUGACAUGUUUAAUAUUUCAAUGUUGCUGAGAGAGGAAAUCCCUGGGACCUUGUUGUGCCAUCUCUCUGCAGAUUUUCUAGUCCUGUCUGUAUUCUCCCAGGGAAUUGUUCCUCACUCAGAAGAUCUGAAGAGAGUCAGAGAGUUUGGGACAAAGUAAUCUUUGAGCAAGUGCAUCCUCUCAGAAGGGCACACAGUCCUGAGGCCUAUUCGACAGGCUGUGCUCCCUGGGGCCCAAAUGAGUUUCGUCUCUUUAUUCCCCCAAAGUUUGAUUUUUGUCUGUUGGACCCUGGUUUUUUUUUAAAGGGGCCUCUGGAUCACUAGGUCCUGUCAGAUUGUGGCGUCAUUUUAAAACAGGAUUGCAGCCUGGGGUUAAAAAAACCAAGGUCUUGGAAUUUGGCACAAACUCGUUCACCCCAACCGUCCACAGUGAGUGUCUGACAGACAGGACUCCCCAAAGAGGGAAUUAAAACCCGAAAUGACAAACUGUCUCUUAAAGACUUGCCAUAAUUUCAGGGUAAUAAUGUCAGAAAUUUAAAAUUGACAUUGGGAGUGUGAGAGAGAGAGAGAGAGACUUGAAAAAGGGAGAGGGGCAGUAGAAAGAGAGGGAGAGAAAAUGAGAAAGAGAGAGAGGUGCAUUUGAGAUGAUCAAAUAUCAGUCAUGUCAGUGACAGUAGGAAUUGCUGAUGCUGAAGUGAGACAGAUUACCUGGUCUUUUGCCUGGGGAAGUUGGAAAUUCAGGCUUGAAAUGGCUGCAAUGAGUGCAGGACAGGAAGAGAGAUGGACAAUGACAGACAGAAGCCGAAAGAGAGAGCCAUAUCUAGGAAUCACACUGACGGCAUAAAAAUCCUCAGAGCGAGGACCUCAGCAAAUAUCCCCAUAGUCUGGUCACUUCUGUGUAUGUUGGGGGUUUUCGGGUCAGAGAAUUUUAGAGGCAACGGUGGGAUCAAUGUUCAACAUUUCAAACUGCACUGAUAACAAUAACAAAGCUUAAAAAAAGUCAAAGAAAACAAGGAAUGAUCAAGCUUUCUGCACUAGAAUUAACAUGUCAAUGUUGAGGGAGAUUCAACAAGGAACCUGUCCUGACAUUAACAUCUCAAAGGGAUAGAGAGCUCUCUGUUGGGGAGGAGACAAUAAAGCCCUCACUGAGAAUAAAUCUGGAGACGAAUGCAUCAGAUUCAUUUAUAAAUCCUGUUUUCCCUUUCUGUAUCGAGGGAGUGAGCAGCUGUCCCUCUGUGCGCGUGUGUGUGCGAGUGUGUGUGGUGAAGGCGGGGGAACAGAGAGAGAGAUUGAGGGGCCGAGAGACAGAGAGAGACAGAGGCAGAAACAGAGAGAAAGAGGGCAAGAGAGUGGGAGGGAGAGACAGAGAGAGGCGUUUGAGUUGAGUUUGUUUCUGGAGCUACAGCAAGCAGUUAACAUGUAAGCAGCAUCGCAAAGGAUAACGGAAUCAGACUAUUGGGCUGGCAGCUGUUAUCUUGUUGGAGUGGGAUCUUGCUUUGCCACAAUUGCUGUAAUGCCAUUGCUGCAGGAAGGGAGUGUUCUACUGAGCAACUUUGUGGGGUUUGUGACGUUUUUGAAAGGACUGUAUUCAAAAUACAAAUUGUUACUGAUAUGUUGCUGAGUGAUUGUCGGUGUCCUGUUGAGACUGGAAUUGUUGGGAACUUGCUGUGCCAUCUCUCCCAAAGAUUCACAAUGCCCUUAAAUGUCUCACUUGCAUUUCCACAAUUCUGCCCUCAAAGCCACUCCCCGCAACAAAAAUAAGGACAGAAUCCCCCUGGCCCCCUCAUACCGUCCGACCAACAUUCACAACCAGUGCACCACCCUCUGUCCGUGCCAGAAUCUGCAAUCUGACCCCACCACCAAAGAGAUAUUUCCCCAUCUGCCUUUCAUAGGGACCACUCACUGCACGACCCUCUCGUCCACUUCACACUCCCCACCAACCCCAACACACCCAACACCUUUCCCUCCAACCGCGGAAGGUGCUACACCUGCCCCUACACCUCCCCUCUCUCCUCUAUCCAAGGCCCCAGACAAACUUUCCAUUCUCUGACAGGGGUUUACCAGUACAUCCUCCAAACUGGUCUACUGGAUCCGUACCCCCGAUGUGACCAGUGAGACCAAGCGCAGACUCUGUGGCCAAUUCAUGGAGCGUCUGUGCUCUGUACACUAUCAUCAACAACACCUUCCAGUUGCCAACCAUUUUAACUCCCCCUCCCACUCUCCUGGUGUCAUGUCCAUCUCAGGCCUCCUCCAGUACCACAGUGACACCACACACAAACUGGAGGAACAACACCUCAAAUUCCACGUCGGGACUCCACAGCCCAAUGGCCUCAAAGUAGAAUUCACUAGUUGUAAAUCUCCCCACCCCUGUCCAACCCUCCCUCUCAUCCCUACCCCCUUGACCUGACACAACCUGUCCAUCUUCGUUCGCAUCUAUCUGUCCUUCCUUUCGCUCUGACACAAUCCCCACUGCCCCCUACCUGCAUUCACCUAACACGAUCCCACAUACCUUCCCCAGCCCAACCCCUUCUCCCUCUAUUUCCCAGCUCCUUUCACCCUUCCCAGUCCUGGUGGGGGGCUGUCAACCUGAAAUGUUGACAUUCCUACUUCUCUGAUGCUGCCGGACCCGCUGUGUUCCUCCUGCCCCACCCUGUAUUGAUUCUGUCUCCAGCAUCUGCUGUUCAUUCUGUCUCCUUUAACUAAUCCUGUCUUGUUCCUCCCAUGGGAAUUGUUGUUCACUCAGAAGAUCCAAAGAGAGAGAGAGAGUGACUUUGGGACAGGGUGAUCUUUGCACAAGAGCAUCCUCCAAGAGGGGGGCCAUAGCUCUGAGGCCUGAGGCCUGUACAACAGGCAACACUCCAUGGUGGCCAUGUGAGCUGUUUAUGGUUAUUACCCCGAGGUUUGUUCUCUUUGUGAGUCCCUGCUUGUUUUUUUUUUAUAUGGGCCACUGGUUAACAGGGUCCUGUUGGAUUGUGGCCUUGUCAUUUUAAAACGGGUUUGAAGCCUGAAAGUAACUGGGACCUUGGGAUUUGACAUUAACACACAAACCUGCAGCUAUGACAGACAGGAGUCCCCCAGAAGAGAAAAUUAAAACCCUAAAUAUGAAACUCUCCUGAAAGACUUGUUCAUGUCAGAGUAAUGUGCGAUGUUUGUGGGGUAGGACAAUAUAACUUGGGAAUGACAUAAGCAAGAGCACAGUUUGGCCAUUUUAAUCCAGUUCACUGAGUAUCUAGGAGGAGGGUCUUUCUCUCCCUCUCUCCUGUCUAGAAUCCUCACCAGCUUUCUUUUGGCUUUUAAACAAUUAAAACAUCCCACAGGUUGAAGGGCUGAACGGUCUUCCCCUGCUCCUAUUUUCUAUGUUUCUAUGUCCAAUGCAUGACUCAUUUUCAUGUCAUACGCUCACAACCAAACAAGGAAAAGGAGCGGACCCAGCACCAAUCUCUGUAGCACACCACUGGUCACAGGUCUCCAAUCUGAAAUGAAACAUUCCACCACCUCCCUCUGUCUUUGACCUUCAAGCCAGAUCUGUAUCCAAAUGGCUAGUUCCUGCUAUAUUCCACAUCAUCUCACCUCACUAACCAGUCUACCAUGCAGGACCUUGUCGAAUGCCUUACUGAACUCCAUGUAGAUCACACCAACUGCUCUGCCUUCAUCAAUCCUCUUUGUUACUUCUUCAAAACACUCAAUCAAGUUAGUGAGAUGCGAUUUCCAUGGACAAAGCCAUACUGACCAACCCGAAUCAGUCCUGGCCUUUCCAAAUACAUCCAAAUCAUGUCCCUCAGGGUUUCCUCCAACAUCGUGCCCACCACUGAUAUCAGGCUCGCUCCUUCUAUAGAUCCCUGGCUUUCCUUUACCAUGUUUCUUCAAUAGUGAGACAAUUUCAGCCAAACUCUGUGGCAUCGAUGAUUUAAACAUAUCACUCUUUAUUUCUCCAAGAUUUCUAGAUUCCAUAUCCUUCUCCACAAUAAAAAACUGAAGCAAACUACUCAUUUCGUACU